Oncorhynchus nerka (sockeye salmon) is the source of this 3204-nucleotide messenger RNA. Its product is annotated as sterol 26-hydroxylase, mitochondrial. Gene Ontology annotation, cellular component: mitochondrial inner membrane. The record is from RefSeq and is a predicted model, not a curated record. Gene Ontology annotation, biological process: glucocorticoid biosynthetic process; C21-steroid hormone biosynthetic process; cholesterol metabolic process. Bases 168 to 1748 code for a protein of 526 amino acids. NCBI's taxonomy places the organism in Eukaryota, Metazoa, Chordata, Actinopteri, Salmoniformes, Salmonidae. The transcript has 9 exons. Gene Ontology annotation, molecular function: heme binding; monooxygenase activity; oxidoreductase activity, acting on paired donors, with incorporation or reduction of molecular oxygen.
AGUAGCGUUCUGAAAAACUAGGACAAUAGUGGCAGUUGGAUGGCUGGCUGCGCUCUCAGUAGAUAAAAACAAGUGGCCAUUAUAAUAGGCAGGAGAGAGCUCAGUCGUACGGAUAAGAAUAACAGACUACACUUUCCAGCAGUCGGAAGGACAAUUUAUGCGUCAACAUGUUUAGCAGAUCUUUAUUACAGAUCGGACUGCGUGUUUGUACACAGGAGAAUAGGAACGGGAUUAAAAGAGUGACACCGACGUUAACCUACAUUAGUGACAGGCGGCGCGAUGCCUCUACCACUAUCGUGGGGGACAACAAUAAGCAGAAAACUAUGGAUGAUUUGGAUGGGCCUAGUUUUCUGAAAUCUUUAUAUUGGCUUUUCGGGAAAGGGUAUUUUCAAACAACACAUCAAAUGCAAAUUGAACACAGCAAGAUCUAUGGCCCUCUGUGGAAGUCAAAGUACGGGCCCUUGGUGAUAGUGAAUGUGGCCAGUGCUGAGCUGAUUGAGCAGGUAUUGAGACAGGAGGGCCGCCAUCCCACCCGCACGGACAUGCCCCACUGGAGGAGUUACCGCGAGCUGAGGAACCACGCCUAUGGGCCCCUCACAGAGAUGGGUGCUCAGUGGCAGCGGAUCAGGAGUAUCCUGAACCCGCGGAUGCUGAAGCCCAAGCAUGUCUCCGCCUACACCAACGCCAUCAAUGACGUGGUCACAGACUUCAUAGAAAAGGUGGCAUGGCUCAGGGAGACCAAGGGAGAAGGGGUCAUGGUGAACGAUCUGGCUGGAGAACUCUACAAGUUCGCCUUUGAAGGGAUCUGUUCUGUGCUGUUUGAGACCCGUAUGGGCUGUCUGAAUGAGGAGGUUCCUGAAGAGACCCAGAAGUUCAUUUUUUCAGUAGGAGAGAUGUUUCGCCUCUCCCCCAUCAUCGUUCUCUUCCCCAAGUCCACCUGGCCCUACCUCCCCGUCUGGAAACAUUUUGUGGCUGUCUGGGAUCACCUCUUCAAAGUUGCGGAGGAGCAGGUACGUCAGAAGAUGGAGGAGAUCCAGGAGAGGAUCUCCCUGGGCCAGCCGGUGCAGGGAGAGUACCUCACACACCUCCUUGUCAGCGAACAGAUGUCUGUCACUGAGAUACUGGGCUCCAUCACUGAGCUACUGCUGGCUGGGGUUGACACAACGUCCAACACCGUCUCGUGGUCUCUGUACCACAUGGCCCUGGAGCCAGAGAUCCAGGAGAAGCUGUACCAGGAAGUGAUCAGUGUCUGCCCGGGGGACAAGGUGCCUACUAGUGAUGACAUCGCCAGAAUGCCCUGGCUUAAGACUGUUGUCAGGGAGACACUACGGAUGUACCCAGUAGUACCCGGAAAUGCCCGCAUCAAUGUGGAAAAUGAAAUAGUCGUGGGGGACCACCUCUUCCCCAAAAAUACCCUGUUCCACCUGUGUCACUAUGCCGUGUCCUAUGACCAGACAGUGUUCCCAGAGCCCCAUGCCUUCCUGCCAGAGCGCUGGCUCCGUGGGGGCCAGGGGGAAGACAAGAAGAACCAGCACCCCUUCGGCUCCGUGCCCUUCGGUUUCGGGGUCCGGGCCUGCCUGGGCCGGAGGGUGGCCGAGCUGGAGAUGUACCUCAUCCUUUCAAGGUUGAUAAAACACUAUGAGAUACGUGCAGAUCCUGCCGGAGCCACAGUUAAGCCAAUCACAAGAACCCUUCUUGUCCCUGCUACCCCAAUCAACCUGCAGUUUAUUAAUAGGACAGUCCAGUAGCAAGAGGAACCAAUGGCAGCAGAAGGAAUUUCCCUAUGAACCACAUUAGUAUCAAAGAUGGUAUAUUAUAUUGACAAGAUAAACAAGUGACUGCUGUGACAAUGGAAAUAAAUGUCCUCAAAGAUGGAGGAAGCCAGAUCAGGUGAGGCCAUUCUAGCCAAUGAAAGGGCAGAUAUGUGUGUGAACAACAGGCCAAAUAGAUAGAUGGAGGACUCAUCUUUGUAUCUGUGCUAUUAUAUAUUUAUUUUUGUUAUUUGAUUAUUUAAAAAACAUUUUUACCCCUUUUUCUCCCCAAUUUCGUGGUAUCCAAUUGGUAGUUACAGUCUUGUCUCAUUUCUACAACACCCGUACGGACUCGGGAGAGGCGAAGGUCGAGAGCCGUGCGUCCUCCGAAACACAACCCAACCAAUGUCGCACUGCUUGUUGACACAAUGCCCACUUAAUCUGGAAGCCAGGCGACCGUGUCAGUGUGCACUGUGUCAGUGUGCACUGCGCCCGGCCCGCAACAGGAGUUGCUGGUGCGCGAUGGGACAAGGACAUCCCUGCCGGCAAAAACCCUCCCCUUACCCGGACGACGUUUGGCCAAUUGUGCGCCACCCCAUGUGUCCCCCGGUCGCGGCUGGCUGCAACGGAGCAUGGACUCCCAACUCAUAGGAAUUCCCACCCAGUUGACUACUUUAAAAUGGUGGAAGCCCUCAAAGGCAAUGUCCAUGCUAAAGCGUAUAAUAUUUGCCAAAGCGUAUAUCCAUGAUGAGUCCUCUAUCUAUUUAUCUCUAUGACACAGGCACAACUCAAAGUAGCCCGAAAUGCCACGUGCAUCCACUUAUAUCAGUGCAUUCGUAACAACCUAAGCAUCAAGAUACGUAUAUGUAAUCAAAUAAGCAUCAAUUAGAAUUUUUUUUUUUUUAUGACCAAAUUAGACACUCUGAUUGGCCUCCAUACAAACAUUCCUUACUUUGUAUGCUUAUUUUCAUGGACAGAUUUUGGGCAGCGUAUAACUCCGCUUCAUCUCUGUUAGUAUACACACCGUGUAAGUCUUCCUGUCACCAAGCACUUGUUAAUGGACAAGUCACUAAGUGUACUACUUUACCUCACUUAACUUUCCCAUGCCUUAAUAAGUGACCCACAAAUGUGUAACGUCAGGACCACAACACAGCGAGACCACAGUAAGACCCUGUUGUUGACAGUGUGUUGUCAUUAUAUUUACAUGUAUUUCUGUAGAUAGGUUUAGUUUAAUUUAACAACUGUCUUGCUCCAGGUGAGGCUGUGUUAUUUGUUGCUAAUUAACACAGUUUAAUUUGUAUGUUUUUUUAAAGUUAUAUGAUUUUAAAAUGUAUUUUAUGUUAUAUGACAAUGCACAUAUUAUAGAUGUAUAAUUACCUACAAAGUUAUGCUGUUGAUUCAGUAUUGAAGAUGUUCUAAAUGAAUGUAACACAAUAAAAUAGCCUUUUAGACA